GGUGCGGGGUUUGCAUCGUAGCGGAUUGUAGUGCAUCGUGGCGCAGCCAACCAGGCGUGCAUAUGUGGUCAAAUUUAUUUGAAGAUUUAAUCUACAGCGCACACGAUGCGUUUAGAAUACUCGUGCCACACCCUCACGAACGGACACCUAUAACCAAUAAACAUAUCCCAUAUGCAAUUAUCCCAUUCAUACCCUUCGUAUACAUGGCCUACCUUGCUAGACGGCCAGGUACUUAUGUUGUUCGGCUGCUUCUUCUCCCCCUUGUCCUUGUCGUCACACUAGGAACUUCGUAUCGCUUCAUGUGGACAGAACCUAGAUUGAACGUGUACAACUGGGGUCAAUGUCUUCUUGCUGAAGCUUUGGCUGCGAAAGCUGUGCACUAUGCCUUGACAAGGGAGGGAAUGCUGAGGGUUGGAGAGUCUAGUCCUGGUAUACGACCUACGGUCACUGCCCCGAAAACGUCCGAUGGCCAAACAAACGGUUCAGCUUCGCAUGGGUCCAAGACGACCUCUCCUCAGAUCUCGCAAUCUUGUUUUUAUGACACGUCGGAGCUAAUAUUAUCUAUGCGUGGGCUGGGUUGGAAGUACGGCGUAGGCGUACAUGUCCCAAAGGAACACAAAUCCCUUGAACGAGCCCUCUUCUUGAAGUCAACAGUAUUAUCAUUCCUCCAGAAUUUCCUCAUUCUUGAUUUCCUUGAGUCUAUGAUUAAACUAGUUCCUGGUGUCGGAACUCCAGAAGGGAGGAGCAUCUUCUUCCACGAUCUACCUAUCACACAACGCUUUCUUCUAUCUACCGCCAUCCACGUCGCGACUGGCAGUUGUCUACUGUAUGGCUUUCAGAUGAUUUAUGACCUAAUCACCAUCAUAGCUGUUGGCCUUCUACAAAGCCCACCUUCAGCGUGGCCCCCAAUCAUGGACCAUCCCUGGAGCUCAGACUCGCUACACAUAUUCUGGGCCAAGCGUUGGCAUCAGGUCCUCCGUCAGACAUUCAUCAUCUGUGGAGGCUACCCCGGGGAGCUGCUUGGCGGAAACUUUGGCAUGGUGAUCGGUACAUUCAUAGGAUCUGGCUUAUACCACGAGUUCGCGAUAUACGCCAUGGGGUCUGGUUUUGAUUACCGUGUUCCGUUUUUCUUUGCUGUACAGGGACCCCUGUUGAUGUUCGAGCGCGUGUGGAGAAAAGUGAUUGGGAGGAGGAUAGGCGGCGUUUAUGGGAUUCUUUGGGUUUAUUUCUGCAUCAUCAUACUUGGGCAACCUUUAGUGGACUCGUGGCAUAGAAGAGGACUGGGAGGUGGGAUGGUGAUUCCACCACCCCUAAGUCCCGCGCGGCUACUUUUUAUACCAUUCUUCCGGGAUCUUAUUGAGAAGUAUAUCCAGACCUUGGCCUAAGGUCCCUUCCACGUUUCACUGGUCACAACCUUGCAAUACUCAAUUAUGUAUCACACAGGAAUAAUCUUUAUACCUACUAAUAUCUCUUCGAAGUGUUAUUCCUAAGCUGAUGGUAGACAUGAUCACACUAGUUAUUACCCCACUUGAAUAGGAUAAUGAUACCAUUAGAGAGUUUAUUCAGCUGCAAUCCGAGCAUAAUAUAGAUCGACAUAUCAGUCAAAUUAUCUAUCUUCAUCCCAAUCUACUCCAGCCUAGUUCUUCACCCCAGCUCUUCCACAUCCGGUCUACCACUCUCAAUUUCUCACCCCUCCCAAGCGUGGGAUCUUCCAGGUCUCGGACGUCCUCCAAAAAUCCUUCGCGCAGACGUGAACGAGCUGGCAGAGAGCUUUCUGCAUACUUGCGUAGAUGUGUCACCGAGAGCACGAGCAGACCGGAUGUUAGAGGUGGGAGAGCCAUGGUGUCGUCACGAUCCUCUGUCUGUCCGCGUCGAGACCGCUGUGAUGUUGAUUUCGGCUGGAAGACUAGUAACCGUUCUAUCCUCCUCAUUGCAAGCCAAACUCCG
Messenger RNA from Serpula lacrymans var. lacrymans S7.9, 1947 nucleotides. RefSeq lists its product as uncharacterized. Lineage: Eukaryota; Fungi; Basidiomycota; Agaricomycetes; Boletales; Serpulaceae. Bases 63 to 1385 code for a protein of 440 amino acids. The transcript is spliced from 6 exons. Gene Ontology annotation, biological process: lipid metabolic process. The record is from RefSeq and is a predicted model, not a curated record.